CCCGCACCAAAAACUGCUCCGCGCAAAUGGACAGAGCUCCGGUGUGAUCCCACCACCCGCACGCCCCUCCUCCCCUCCCCGCCCCGGCCGCCGCAAUGGCCGCCUCCUCCUCCGCGCCCGCGCCGCUCCUGUUCCUCCUCCUCCUCGCGGCGGCCGCGGCGACGGCCACCACCACCACGGCGCUCACCGACGACGUGCUCGCGCUGGUGGUCUUCAAGACGGGCGUGGCCGACCCGCUGGGCCGCCUCGCCCGGUGGACCGAGGACGACGACCGCCCCUGCUCCUGGCCGGGCGUCGGCUGCGACGCGCGCGCGGGCCGCGUCACCUCGCUCUCCCUCCCCGCCGCCUCGCUCUCCGGCCGCCUCCCGCGCGCGCUCCUCCGCCUCGACUCGCUCCUCUCCCUCUCCCUCCCCCGCAACAACCUCUCCGGCCCCGUGCUCCCCGGCCUCCUCGCCUCCCUCCCCCGCCUCCGCUCCCUCGACCUCUCCUCCAACCGCCUCGCCGCCACCGUCCCCGCCGACCUCUUCGCCCAAUGCCACGACAUCCGCUCCAUCUCCCUCGCCCACAACGACCUCUCCGGCUACAUCCCGCCCGCGGUCGCCUCCUGCUCCUCGCUCCUCUCCCUCAACCUCUCCUCCAACCGCCUCGCUGGCCCCAUACCCGACGGUAUCUGGUCGCUGCCUUCGCUCCGCUCUCUGGACCUCUCCGGGAAUUCGCUGUCGGGGAGUGUUCCCGGCGGGUUCCCCCGGAGCAGCUCGCUGCGGGCGCUCGAUUUGAGCCGUAACCUUUUCGCCGGGGAGAUACCGGCUGAUGUCGGAGAGGCGGCGCUUCUUAAAUCGCUGGAUCUCGGGCGUAACUUCUUCACCGGCGGCUUGCCGGAUUCUCUCCGUAGGCUGACCGCGCUACGGUUCCUUGGCGCCGGCAGCAAUGCGCUCGCCGGCGAGGUGCCCGCGUGGAUCGGGGAGAUGUGGUCGCUGGAGCGGCUUGACUUGUCGGGCAAUUGCUUCGCCGGCAUCAUCCCCGAGGACAUCGCGAAAUGUAAGAACCUGCUGGAGGCUGAUCUCAGCCGGAACGCGCUGACCGGCCAGCUCCCCUGGUGGGUGUUCGGCCUGCCACUUCAGCGCGUCUCGGUCGCCGGCAACAAGCUCGGCGGGUGGGUCAAGGUCCCCGGAGAUGCCGCGUUGGCGUUGCAUGUGCUGGACCUGUCGAGCAACGCUUUCUCGGGCGGGAUCCCGGAGCAGAUUACUGCCUUCACGGGGUUGCAGUUUCUGAACCUGUCCUCGAAUUCCAUAUCGGGGCAGCUGCCUGCUGGCAUUGGUGCGAUGAGGCUGCUGGAGGCGCUCGACGUGAGCGCUAACACGUUAACUGGAAGCGUGCCACCGGAGAUUGGCGGUGCGGUGGCGCUCAGGGUGCUGAGGCUGGGGAACAAUUCGCUCACCGGCGGCAUCCCGGCACAGAUUGGGAGCUGCAGUUCCCUCGUUGCACUGGAUUUGUCGCACAACGACAUCACAGGGCCGAUUCCAAGCACCCUGGGGAACCUCACCAGCCUUCAGGCUGUUGAUCUCUCCCAGAACAAGCUGAAUGGGACCCUACCAGUGGAGCUAUCUAAUCUGCCCAGCUUGCACGUCUUUGACGUCUCCCACAACUUGCUAUCAGGAAAUCUCCCCAACAGCCGUUUCUUCGACAACAUCCCUGACUACUUCCUAGCAGACAAUUCUGGCCUAUGCAGCUCCCGGAAGAACAAUUCCUGCGGUGCGGUCAUGCCGAAGCCGAUUGUACUCAACCCCAAUUCCUCAUCAAACCCCUUGUCACAAUCCUCACCAAGCUCCCCUAGCAGCAAGCAUCACAAGAAAAUCAUACUGAGCGUCUCCACCCUCAUUGCCAUCGCGGGUGGCGCUGCCAUUGCCAUCGGAGUGAUCACUGUAACUGUGCUCAACCGUCGUGUCCGUGCCGCCGCCUCCCACCCAAAGCCUGCUGUUGCACUGUCUGACGAUUACCUAAGCCAAUCCCCGGAGAAUGAUGCUAGCUCUGGCAAGCUUGUCAUGUUUGGUAAAGGCAGCCCCGAGUUCAGCACUGGUGGGCAUGCCUUGUUGAACAAGGACUGUGAGCUUGGGCGAGGAGGCUUUGGUGCAGUCUACAAGACAGUGCUCAGAGAUGGACAGCCCGUGGCCAUCAAGAAGCUCACUGUGUCUAGCUUGGUCAAGUCUAAAGAUGACUUUGAGCGACAGGUCAAGGUGCUUAGCAAGAUGCGGCACCACAAUAUCGUCACACUGAGAGGCUUUUACUGGACUUCAUCGCUGCAGCUGCUCAUCUACGAUUACCUCCCUGGAGGAAAUCUGCACAAGCACCUGCAUGACUGCACGGAAGAGAACUCGCUUUCCUGGAUGGAGAGGUUUGACAUUAUCAUCGGUGUUGCCAGGGGUCUGAUGCACCUCCACCAGCAUGGGGUCGUCCAUUACAACCUCAAGUCAAGCAAUGUGCUGCUGGACAGCAAUGGUGAGCCCAGGGUCGGUGACUAUGGCCUUGCAAGCCUACUCCCGAUGCUGGACCGGUAUGUGCUGAGCAGCAAGAUCCAGAGUGCACUUGGGUACAUGGCGCCAGAAUUCGCAUGCAAGACGGUGAAGAUCACCGAGAAGUGCGACGUCUAUGGCUUUGGUGUGCUUGCAUUGGAGAUCUUGACAGGCAGGAGGCCCGUUGAGUACUUGGAAGAUGACGUGGUCGUGCUAUGUGAUCUGGUGAGAAGCGCGCUGGAGGAAGGCAGGCUGGAGGACUGCAUGGAUCCGAGGCUAUGCGGCGAGUUCGUGAUGGAGGAGGCCAUUCCGAUCAUCAAGCUGGGCCUCGUUUGCACCUCGCAGGUGCCGUCAAACCGGCCGGACAUGGGCGAGGUGUUGAGUAUACUCGAGGUGGUGAGGAGCCCUCAGGACAGUCCAGGGGAUGAGAUGGUCUGAGGUCUCUUUUGGAACUCUGUGUGUGCCUGAGGUUUUGUUUUUCUACUAGAUGCAUAUAUGAUGCCCGGUUGGGAAGAAGGGAGGGAGCGAGGGGUGGUGAUGCGUUGUGGAAUGCUUGUAGUAGUUUCUAGUUUGGUUCUAAAAAGUUAGGGGGUUGGCAGUGCUGUUUUGUUGCUUCUCUGCAAUUCUUUGGUUCAUUCCUUGGAUGAAACUGUAGCUUCUCCCUGCUCGCGUGGCUAUUGCCGGUCGGUCGACAUCUCGGCACCCCUGAAACGACUGAUAUCUGAUGGUGUUCUUAGCUAGUUGUGCUGAUAAAUGUGACUUUGAUUUACAUAAA
Molecule: messenger RNA, 3285 nt
Organism: Hordeum vulgare subsp. vulgare (domesticated barley)
Lineage: Eukaryota; Viridiplantae; Streptophyta; Magnoliopsida; Poales; Poaceae
Product: probable LRR receptor-like serine/threonine-protein kinase IRK
Exons: 2
Coding region: 96-2948 (950 amino acids)
Biological process (GO): protein phosphorylation
Molecular function (GO): ATP binding; protein binding; protein kinase activity
Source: RefSeq, a predicted model, not a curated record